Messenger RNA from Salvia hispanica, 1181 nucleotides. Its product is annotated as GDSL esterase/lipase LIP-4-like. The record is from RefSeq and is a predicted model, not a curated record. NCBI's taxonomy places the organism in Eukaryota, Viridiplantae, Streptophyta, Magnoliopsida, Lamiales, Lamiaceae. Gene Ontology annotation, molecular function: hydrolase activity, acting on ester bonds.
UCCAAAAAUGGCAUAUUCAUAGCAUGUGUGAUCACAUUAUCAAUGCUGGCUGCUUCACAGUGCAGUAAGCGGAAACCAGUGAUAUUCAACUUCGGCGAUUCGAAUUCAGACACCGGCGGCCUUUCUGCGGCCGUGGGACACGAUUUCGGAUAUCCCGACGGCCGCGCCUUCUUUCAUCGCCCCAUCGGUCGCCUGUGUGACGGCCGCCUCAUCAUUGACUUCCUUUGUGAAAAUGUGAAAUCAAAAUACCUGAGUCCUUGUCUGGAAUCAUUGGAGGCAGAUUUCUGGAACGGAGCAAAUUUCGCGAUUGGCGGCGCAGCCACUCUCCCUAAGCACGUUCCAUUCAGUUUGAACAUUCAAAUUCAUCAAUUCACACGUUUCCGAAAUCACACUCUCAUUCUCCGCCGCCAUUCCAAAGCACGUGUAGCUGAAGAUGGAUUCAAAAACGCCCUCUACAUGAUCGACAUAGGCCAGAAUGAUCUCACGGCUGCAUUCAACAACUUUCCGUACGACCAAGUUCUCCAAAAGAUCCCUUCAUUCAUCUCAGAGAUUAAGGAGGCUAUGUUGGCCAUAUACAGACUCGGUGGGAAGAAUUUGUGGGUGCACAACACCGGGCCGCUAGGCUGCCUGCCUGAAAAACUCGGAUCACUUAAACCAAACGCCUCCCAAGUAGACCAACACGGUUGCAUCGCCUCCAUGAACGAAGCUUCCAAAGCGUUCAACUCCCAAUUGCGCCAUCUUUGCCAACAACUGCGCGAUCAUAUGAAAAACGUGACUAUUGUCUACGUGGAUGUCUACUCUAUCAAGUACAAUCUCAUUGCAAACUCAUCUACUUACGGUAUAACGAAUCCAUUGAUGGCAUGUUGUGGACAUGGUGGAGUGCCUUACAACUUCGAUCCAAAGAAAAAGUGUCGGGAUGCAGGGUUCGACCUAUGUGAGGAAGGUGCGGGGCCGUACGUGAGUUGGGAUGGAGUGCAUUACACAGAGGCUGCUAAUACUAUUGUUGCCUCUGCAAUCUUGUCCACUAAAUAUUCCACUCCAAACCUUCCAUUUAACUUCUUCUGCAAUAACUAAUUUCUACUGCUAAACUGAAGAUGAUUAAUUGAUCGAACAAGUCUUAAUUAGUUGGAUCAACAACUUGCUUGGAUGAUUUGUUGUUUAUACUCGUAUAUAUUUAAAUA